This is a messenger RNA of Gasterosteus aculeatus aculeatus (three-spined stickleback), 2427 nucleotides long. RefSeq names its product proline and serine rich 3 (gene proser3). NCBI's taxonomy places the organism in Eukaryota, Metazoa, Chordata, Actinopteri, Perciformes, Gasterosteidae. The record is from RefSeq and is a predicted model, not a curated record.
AAGUUAUCGUAGUAAAUAAAAAUCGGCAGAAGCAGGGUCUCCGUCUUCUGGUUUCAUCGAUGAUGAAGAAAAAAGGAAUUAUAAUUUCAGUUACAACAGAUCUUCUAAGUGUCACCUGAGGCAUUCGUGCUAUUUUAUGGACUAUUUGUGUCUUGCGGGCGUUUGACUCCAUGGUAACUUCCUUUUGCCAAAUCAACUCUGAAGUCCGAUGCGUGAGGAGGCUUUUCUCUUUCUAAAUGAACUGCUCGUUAUAAUAUGGAACUGCUUGAGUAACACAGACAGACAUCUAUGGAGACUACAUACCACUUUCGGUGCAAUUAGAUCACCUGUGGUCUUAUUGAGCUGUAGUGCAAUCAGACUAAGUCCUGUACGUUCAAACCCGUGUGCGAUCCAGAUCACGGUUACACACCCUGCACCCGGAGACCCAACAGCUGUUUCUGCAACGUGAACUGCGACCUUUUGCCGCUGCGGAUGGACGCCCGUUUUUUGCAGAGUUCUGCCCCUCAACCGAGUGGGAAUAUUCUCCUUCCAGCACUACAACCUCAUCUGACAUGGAGACAACCAGAACCUUGUCUGUGAGAGCAGGACAAUCCACAAAUUCCUCAGAACUAAGAGUUCAGCAAGAUUCAGUGCUGGCAAAGUAUGUAGAUCGCUUUCGACAUGGUCGACCGCAGAGUCGCGAGGAACGCAAGCAGGGCCCUUCAGACGACGGAGAGAAGCAGCAGCCUUUUUGGUGGAUGUCACCCUCCUCUUCACCCUGCAGUUCAACACCCACUAAAGCAGCAGAAAAAGAUGGUAUCCAGCCUCUGAAGUAUGACCAUGGAUUUGCCAUUUUCAGUCCAGAUGGGCAGCAUCGACAUGACGGAUCCCUUUCCCCAUGCAGAAGGUCCAUUAGUGUGAGUGCACUUAUGUUGUCAGACACCUCUCAAGGGGAAUUUGAUGACACAGAGAUUCAACACCUGCAAGAAAAGGCUAGCAGACUCCUGCUGAAAGGGGAAUGCACUCCGAGUGAUGGAUCAAACCCUGUCAGCUCAGAGGACCUGGGAUGCUCAGACUUCUCUUCUCCAGUCAGCGUAUAUGAGCAAGUACGAAGACCUUUUAUUCCCAUUAAGACAAGAGUAUCAGAAAAGUUCAGCUCAGACGCAGUUCAGAACAUGUUCUGCCAAAAUUCCUCUGUCCUUCCUUUUGUGGUGCCGCCCACACGGCGGGAAGAGGACAUCUUGUUCCAGUGGCGUUUAAGGAGAAAGAUGGAGCAGGCCAGGGAGGGAUCGCAAUCCCUGCAACACGCCGGUCUUCAUGAUCCCACAUCCAACUGGCCGGCUCCCAGUUCAAGCCGUCUCUCUGCCAGAGGAGCGGCUUACAAGCAACAGCAGCCUCCAGAAUGCUCACAGCAAUCUUCACAGCCACAGAUCAUCGCGCCCCGGCCACAAACCGAAGAAGCCCCCAGAUCAUGUCCCAAAGCUUCAGAUCCAACUCCCUUCCCUGCCGCUGUUGCCUCUGGCUCUUCAGUCUCUCAACCACAGGCUGUUGUGCAAGUGCCUGCACACAUGCAUUUACUCUGUGACGUCGUGCCCUGUCCCGUCCGGUCAUCCCUUGCGAGCAUUCAUCGACACCUUUCUGAAGGAAUCGAUGGGUCGCAGACAAAGGACGUCUCUGAAAAGACCCAAAAGCCACCUGAGCAUUCGCCUCCUCUACCACCUGCAUCCUCUGGAGCUAUGGGAAGAGCUGAGCUGAUUCACCAGAGCAGGUCUGAGGGGGGAAAGAAAGAGGAAGACGAGACAAGAGUGUUGGAGACAAAGAAGGAGCCGUCUUUGAGAAAGAAGAAGAAAUCCACAAGAUGUACUGCGCAAAGGGAACACGUUGAUGGCCCCGCUCCUACAAACAGGAGAUUUUCAUAUAAAACCGUUCCCAAAAUAGUCGUGCCACGGCAACAGGAAGGAAGCGAGGGGUUCCAGAGCUCUGCUGGUGUUUGUGCACCACCCACGUCUCCGAUCCACAGCGCCCUCGGACAGGUAGUUUCGGAGGUAUUAUUUCCCACGGUGGAUCCAUCUCCUGGACAAAAGGACCCGGUCUUGUUGGGUUCUUCUCCUUGUGCUGCCUCUGAACCUCCACAAUCCUCAGUUCCUCCACGCACUGCACACAACUCUAUGGAGGUCAUUUCCCAGCUGCUGCGAGAAGCUGAAGAUUCAGAUGAAAAAGAGUUUGAAGAUGACCCUUUAUUACAAGUUCUUCGCAGGCAGAGGAAAUGGGUAAAGAAGCAGAUCAGUGAAGUAGACGCCGUGUUGAAUGAAUUCCUGGAAGAGUGACAAGUUACUUGGCCAGUGACAAGACGCCCUCGACGCAGUCACUUUUUAAAUUUUUUUAAAGAAAUAAAGUUUAUUUUUUCAUUUUUGGAGAAGUAUUUCCACAUUAAAGAGUUUGGCGAUA